AUGCCCAUGGCGGAAGGUGACGUUUGUACAGAAGAUGUAGGUACAUGUGGUGAUGACUGCAGUUCAAGGUGCGCAUCUGCACAUGCUGGGGCGAAGGCUGCCUGCGUUUUGAACAACAACAUCCCAGUUUGUAGAUGCUACUUCGACUGUGGACCUUCAGUCCCACCGCCAUACUCAAAAACUUGCAAAUUAAGCUUGGGAAUAUGGGGUGAGCGCUGCUCUGAGGAGGACUGCAACUCACAGUGUGCUGCCAAAUAUCCUGGACCCCAACAAGGAAUGGGAUACUGUUAUAGUGUUGGAGCUCCUGUUUAUACUUCUUGUUUUUGUGAAUACAAGUGUUAG
Messenger RNA from Prunus armeniaca (apricot), 342 nucleotides. NCBI's taxonomy places the organism in Eukaryota, Viridiplantae, Streptophyta, Magnoliopsida, Rosales, Rosaceae. The record is from the annotation of a GenBank genome assembly.